Molecule: messenger RNA, 3309 nt
Organism: Schistocerca nitens (vagrant locust)
Lineage: Eukaryota; Metazoa; Arthropoda; Insecta; Orthoptera; Acrididae
Product: lutropin-choriogonadotropic hormone receptor-like
Exons: 20
Coding region: 1-3309 (1102 amino acids)
Biological process (GO): G protein-coupled receptor signaling pathway
Cellular component (GO): membrane
Molecular function (GO): protein-hormone receptor activity; G protein-coupled receptor activity; protein binding
Source: RefSeq, a predicted model, not a curated record
AUGACGCUGCAAGGAACCAGUGACGUACUAGCCGCAGUACGCACGAGGACCGCCGGGCGGCAGCACCGCCGCCCCCCGGUGCUGCGCGUCGCGCUGCGUGCCGGCGCGCGCUCCCGCGGCAGUCAGUCGCUCGCCGACCGUCGCAGGCGCCGCCCGAGUUGCGCCAUGGCCCUUGCGGCCCGCUACGCCCGCGCUUCGCCACUGCUGCUGACACUGAUGCUGCAGCUGCUGCGGGCCGCCGCCGCCUCUGACACGGUGACCGCCCGCGGCCGGCUGGACGCCUGCGUGGUGCCCGGCUGCAGCUGCCUCGACGGCGGCGCCGACGUCUCCUGCCGCGACGCUGCGCUCGGAGAUGCCUUCUUCGACGACGUCGCCGUGUCGCCCGCUGCCACCAGGCUGGAUCUGGCGGGCAACAACCUCACGAGGCUAAGCCGGCAGUUCUUGUCGCAGCUGCCACACCUAGAGGAGCUGAUUCUUUCGGGCAACAUUUUGAACACUAUAGAACCCAGAGUCUUCUCAACUAACAAGGCCCUGAAGAGACUGCAGCUGGACCAGAACUCGCUGUGGCAGCUGCCUGGAGAGGCGCUGUGGGGUCUGCGCCAGCUGAAGAACCUCCGCCUGGACGACAACCGGCUCUCCAGCGUGCCCUCGGCGGCUCUGCGCCCACUCGUCCGCCUGGAGGCCCUGAACCUGGCCAACAACCUCGUGACAUCCAUUUCUGCGGGAGAUUUCCCACGGCUGCCAAACUUGGUUGUGCUAGUCAUGAAGAGGAACCAGAUCACAACUAUCGACGACGAUGCCUUCCAGAAUGUGACUUCUCUGAGAUCUCUGCAUCUGGAUGACAAUUUUCUGCACAAGAUACCCUCUGCACUCACAAGGCUGACUUCUCUGCAGGAACUGUCAGUCUCUGGAAACCGCAUCAAAUACAUGCCUGGUGGUGUGCUGCAGCAGGCGCCAGGGUUGGCACUACUGGAGCUGCGGGGGAAUCCCCUGGUGGCUGUCGCGCCCACUGCCUUCUCCCACCUGCCGAGACUGCGAAAGCUCAUACUGUCCGAUGCGCGGGAGCUGACCGAGUUCCCCAACCUGGAGGGCACAACGGCGCUGGAGAUCCUGCGGCUGGACAGGGCUGGACUCCAGGAGGUGCCCGCCUCACUCUGCUCCAUCUGUCCCAGGCUCCGCAGUCUGGAUGUGAGAUCGAACAAGCUGACCAGAAUUCCAGACCUCAGUGCCUGCAAGGACCUCAGGGUGCUGGACCUGUCGAGCAACCGCAUCGCAUCACUGGAGGGCCAGCCCUUCCUUGGGCUGUCCCUGCUGCACGACCUGCUGCUGGCGCACAACUCCAUCCCCAGGCUGCCCAAGGACGCCUUCGAAGGGCUGCCGCGUCUGCAGGUCCUGGACCUCGAGGACAACCGCAUCACCGACAUCCAUCCGGAGGCCUUCCUGCCGUUCACGCAGCUCGAGGACCUGAACCUGGGUGAGAACACGUUCCCUGUGCUGCCGACGGCCGGGCUGGAGCGGCUGCUGGUGCUGAAGGUGUUCAACAACCCCGAGCUGCGGGAGUUCCCGCCACCGGAACGGUUCCCGCGCGUGCAGCGGCUGAUGCUGGCCUACGCCUACCACUGCUGCGCCUUCCUGCCUCUGCUGCCACCCGACCUGCCGCCCAAGCCACCCCUCAAGGACGCCGUCAUCUUCCCCGAGGAUUCCGAGUUCGACAUGAGCCUCUGGAACUCCAGCCUGACUGACAUCUGGCCUCAGUUCCAAAACCUGAGCAAGAAGUUCGGGCCUCAAGUGACAGACCUGUGGGAGAGCUUCGGGUCGGAUUUCACGUACCCGGGUAACCUGCCGGCCUACGUGGAGGAAUACUUCGAGGAGAACGACGGCGGUCGAACUGUCGCAGCCGACCACGGCGCCGCGGACUUCGUGCGCUGUGUGCCCCUGCCAGGUCCAUUCCUGCCGUGCCAGGACCUGUUCGACUGGUGGACGCUGCGCUGCGGCGUGUGGGUGGUCUUCCUUCUGGCCAUGCUGGGUAACGGUACAGUCGUCUUCGUGCUCGUCUUCUCGAGGAGCAAGUUGGACGUGCCGCGCUUCCUCGUCUGCAACCUUGCCGCCGCCGACUUCUUCAUGGGCAUUUAUCUUGGGUUCCUGGCGGUGGUGGACGCGUCGACGCUGGGCGAGUUCCGGCGCUUCGCCAUCCCGUGGCAGAUGUCGGCCGGCUGCCAGCUGGCGGGCUUCCUGGGCGUGCUGUCGGCCGAGCUGAGCGUCUACACGCUGGCCGUGAUCACGCUCGAGCGCAACUACGCCAUCACGCACGCCAUGCACCUCAACAAGCGCCUCUCGCUGCGGCACGCCGCCUACAUCAUGCUCUGCGGCUGGAUCUUCUCUCUCAUGAUGGCCGUGCUUCCACUCUUUGGCGUGUCGGACUACCGCAAGUUCGCGGUGUGCCUGCCGUUCGAGACGACGACGGGCCCCGCGAGCCUGGCCUACGUGGUGAUGCUGAUGCUGGUGAACGGCGUCGCCUUCCUCAUCCUGAUGGGCUGCUACCUCAAGAUGUACUGCGCCAUCCGCGGCUCGCAGGCCUGGAACUCCAACGACUCGCGCAUCGCCAAGCGCAUGGCGCUGCUCGUCUUCACCGACUUCAUCUGCUGGUCGCCCGUCGCCUUCUUCUCGCUCACCGCCGCCUUCGGGCUCGAGCUGGUUACUCUGGAACAAGCCAAGAUCUUCACGGUGUUCGUGCUUCCGCUGAACUCGUGCUGUAACCCGUUCCUGUACGCGAUCCUGACGAAGCAGUUCAAGAAGGACUGCGUGCUCAUCUGCAAGGCGAUCGAGGAAUCGCGCGUGACGCGCGGCAUCGGCCGCUGCCGCCACAGCUCCAACUUCAGCAACCGCCAGACGCCCGCCAACACCAACAGCCUCGCGGACCGCUCCUCCAGGGAGCAGCAGCAGCAACAACAACAGCAACAGCUACAUCACCAGCACCAGCAGAUCGCCUGCGCCUGCGGAGGUAUGAAAGGCGGCCGGGGACGAUCUAGAGCGGGGGCGGCGGCGGCGGACGGGAGGCGCUCGUGGGCGGCGGCGCUGCUGAUGCGGCUGUGGCGUCGCGAUGCCGCCUCCGGGGGCGGCGGUGGAGGCGGAGGGCGUCGCGGAGGCGGAGCUACGUCGCGCCCGGCGGCUGUGCACGGCAAGCGCAACGCGUCGCUGUCCUCCAGCGAGAACUUCAGGUACCCCGGCGCCGCGCCACCCCCGGAGUUCUUCAGUGGUGACGUACCCUACACCUAUCCAGCUCGAAGAUACAGAACUGUGCUACUCUAG